CUGGUGCCAGUCCUGCCUUGCCAACCAAACUGGCCCCAGAGAGUGAGGAUGGCCUUUGGGACACAAGAAGGGGGAAUGUUUCCUAAGGGAGACAGAGGAAUAUCUCCCAUCAAGGCCAUCUGUGUUCAAUUAGGGAACAGAAGAGCAAUCUCCAACAGUUGCAGAAUUCUCUCGGUGCCAUGUCCUGGACUGUGGUCUGGUUGUGCCUAUACCUGUACCUGUGCGUGUGUGUACGUCCGUCUCAUGCCUCGCCCCCGCAGCACCGCGGCUGGCUGCGUCUCUGGGAGGAGGGCGAGGCCUGUGGCGAGUGCCAGGAGCACCUAUGCCCCCCGGCGCCCCCCAACUGCCCGGCUGGCCUGGUGCGGGACAACUGCGACUGCUGUGAGCAGUGUGCCAACGCCGAGGGCCAGCUGUGUGACCCCGACGGAGCACAGGAGUUCUACGGUCACUGCGGGGAGGGGCUGCACUGCCGGAGGCCCCCGAGAAGGAAGAGGCGCCUCAAGGGCGGGGAUGGCGAUGACAGCCCAGAGCCCAAGUGUGUGUGCCGGUCCACAAGCUCCGUGUGUGGGUCAGAUGGGCGCACAUACCCCAAUCCCUGCCAGCUGAGGGAGGAGGCCAGCAGACUGGGGAAGGAGCUGAGAGUUAUUGGGGCUGGACCCUGCCACUCGGCCCCACAGAUUUCCAGAGCCCCUCAAGACCUGACAAAUUACACAGGAAAUGACAUCGCAUUUGGAUGUGAGGUGUCUGCCUUCCCUAUUCCCAGCGUGAGCUGGAAGAAGAACGGUAGCGACAACAUCCUACCUGGUGAUGACCCUCACAUUUCAGUCCAGGCACGGGGUGGGCCGCAACGCUUCACUAUAUCAACAUGGCUGCAGAUCCAAGGUCUCCGUCUCUCUGAUGCUGGCAGCUACUCUUGCAUCUCUCAGAAUGCACUGGGGAACGCUUCAGCCUUAGCUCGGCUUCAAGUGCUCAGAAAAGUUUCCCAGAGAUAAGGAAGAGUGAUGGUGAGUUUGAUGACCAUGGUGACCCCGAGAAGUACUACAGCAAUGCAGAUGAUGAAGAUGAGGACCUGCCUGUAUAUCAGGGGACUACUUAUGAUAGCGCAUUAAAAGAAUGCAAGGGAGAGGAUGACUGUAGAUUAGCAUUAGGACAUAAAUAUGCAAUAGGUUCAGAAUAUACUAACAUGUUCCCCAUCUUAAGCUAAUCAACUUGGUAUGCAUGAACCUCCCAGAUGAAUCAUUGCUUUUCAUAAUGUACUUUAGAGACUGUCAAUUACUCCUGUCUUUUUUCUUGCAAAUACAACACUCUGUUUGGAGAAAUUCAAAAGAAAAAAAAACCCACAUCUGAUCAAAUGAAAGG
Molecule: messenger RNA, 1359 nt
Organism: Alosa alosa (allis shad)
Lineage: Eukaryota; Metazoa; Chordata; Actinopteri; Clupeiformes; Clupeidae
Product: kazal-type serine protease inhibitor domain-containing protein 1-like
Exons: 7
Coding region: 180-992 (270 amino acids)
Biological process (GO): regulation of cell growth; regulation of signal transduction
Cellular component (GO): extracellular region
Molecular function (GO): insulin-like growth factor binding
Source: RefSeq, a predicted model, not a curated record